AUGGACUACCUCAUUCGUUUUUCUCAGUCUCACGAGACGUUUCGUCUCCCAGAGAUACAAGCAUUAGCGAUAGUAGAGGGCAUCGACAUGAAGGUUGUUUCAUACAGCCUUGAGUCUCCCUUCUGCGUCGUCCACCUCCCCUCAGAAUCCGCCGCCAAACGCCUCAUCCAGCGCUCCAUCCUCGUCAUGUCAAUCCACGAGCUCUGGGGCUCCGGCCUAGACCUCGACACCGUGCAUGGCACCGUAAAAGCUAACACCCCCCACCUCUGGGCGCAAUACCUCACCUGCUCCUUCAAAUUCACCAUCGACUCCUACCAAGGCUCGCGCUCCGCAGAAGACAAGGUCCGCAUCAUCAACUCCUUCGCCUACCUAGGAUUCGCCGGCCCCAUCAAGAUGCGGCGACCAGACGAGGAGUUUAUCCUCUUCGAAGAUUGGGAGUUCAACUCGACGCCGCUCGGCAUUCCGGAUCCCAAGGCCUAUUUCUUCGGCCGGUAUCUCGCCGCAGGCGCCAGGGACCUGCCGAAGAAGCUGGACCUCAAGAAGCGCAGGUACAUCAGUACUACGUCCAUGGAUGCGGAGCUGGCGCUGGUGACGGCGAACGUUGCGCUGGCGGCGCCGGGGAAGAUCAUGUAUGACCCGUUUGUGGGGACGGGCAGUUUCCCGAUUGCGUGUGCGCAAUUCGGGGCGGUGACGUUUGGGAGUGAUAUUGAUGGGCGGAGCAUGCGCGGGGAUGAAAAGAAGAAGACGCUGAGGGGUAACUUUGAGCAGUAUGGGAUAUUGGGCGGGUUGGGGGGCAUGUUCACGGCGGAUCUGACAAACUCACCGAUACGAAAGGAAGAGUUGCGGUACGAUGGGGAUGGGGUCAAGGGCAGGCUCUUUGAUGGGAUAGUGUGUGAUCCGCCGUAUGGUGUACGGGAGGGACUACGAGUGCUGGGCGUUCGCGAUCCGGAGAAGUGUCCAUGGGUAAUACCGAAAGGAAAGGAAAUGUACAAAGACCCCGACUUUAUCCCCCCACGAAAGCCCUACGGCUUCCUUGCCAUGCUCGAUGACAUCCUACAGUUUUCUGCUCAGACGCUCGUGGACAAUGGGCGAUUAUCCUUCUGGAUGCCCACUGCCAACGACGAAAAUCAGGAAGUACCGGUACCAACACACCCUUACCUCGAUAUCGUGGCUGUUUGCGUCCAGACAUUCAACAAAUGGUCCCGGCGUCUCAUAACCUACCGAAGAAUCCCGGACGCCGAGGUCGACCAAGAAGCCAUGGCAGCACGCGAGCACAUGAAAUCGAUUGGGAAAACAGCCGACGAGUUAAACCCCUUCCGCAAGGCGUACUUUAAUGGGUUUGAACCCACAGACGGGGCAGCACCAGACGACGUUGAGUCAUAG
Messenger RNA from Dichotomopilus funicola, 1383 nucleotides. RefSeq lists its product as uncharacterized. Gene Ontology annotation, biological process: methylation. The record is from RefSeq and is a predicted model, not a curated record. NCBI's taxonomy places the organism in Eukaryota, Fungi, Ascomycota, Sordariomycetes, Sordariales, Chaetomiaceae. Gene Ontology annotation, cellular component: cytoplasm. The transcript is spliced from 4 exons. Gene Ontology annotation, molecular function: methyltransferase activity; nucleic acid binding. Bases 1 to 1383 code for a protein of 460 amino acids.